Cyprinodon tularosa is the source of this 3126-nucleotide messenger RNA. Its product is annotated as mucin-1-like. The coding region runs from base 1 to 3126 and encodes 1041 amino acids. The record is from RefSeq and is a predicted model, not a curated record. The transcript has a single exon. Lineage: Eukaryota; Metazoa; Chordata; Actinopteri; Cyprinodontiformes; Cyprinodontidae.
AUGAAGAAAGAUAAAACACACAGUUUGACCCAGCGCCGCAGAUCUGAUCAGAGUUUGCACCCAGAGGACGCCGCCCGGAGCAAGGAGACGCCGCCCGGAGCAAGGAGACGCCGCCCGGUGCCAGGAGACGCCGCCCGGAGCAAGGAGACGCCGCCCGGUGCCAGGAGACGCCGCCCGGAGCAAGGAGACGCCGCCCGGUGCCAGGAGACGCCGCCCGGAGCAAGGAGACGCCGCCCGGUGGAAGGAGACGCCGCCCGGAGCAAGGAGACGCCGCCCGGUGCAAGGAGACGCCGCCCGGUGCAAGGAGACGCCGCCCGGUGCAAGGAGACACCGCCCGGUGCAAGGAGACACCGCCCGGAGCAAGGAGACGCCGCCCGGUGCCAGGAGACGCCGCCCGGUGCCAGGAGACGCCGCCCGGAGCAAGGAGACGUCGCCCGGUGCCAGGAGACGCCGCCCGGAGCAAGGAGACGCCGCCCGGUGCAAGGAGACGCCGCCCGGAGCAAGGAGACGCCGCCCGGUGCCAGGAGACGCCGCCCGGUGCCAGGAGACGCCGCCCGGAGCAAGGAGACGUCGCCCGGUGCAAGGAGACGCCGCCCGGUGCAAGGAGACGCCGCCCGGUGCCAGGAGACGCCGCCCGGAGCAAGGAGACGCCCGCCCGGUGCCAGGAGACGCCGCCCGGAGCAAGGAGACGCCGCCCGGUGCAAGGAGACGCCGCCCGGAGCAAGGAGACGCCGCCCGGUGGAAGGAGACGCCGCCCGGAGCAAGGAGACGCCGCCCGGUGCAAGGAGACGCCGCCCGGUGCAAGGAGACGCCGCCCGGUGCCAGGAGACGCCGCCCGGUGCAAGGAGACGCCGCCCGGAGAAAGGAGACGCCGCCCGGUGCCAGGAGACGCCGCCCGGUGCCAGGAGACGCCGCCCGGAGCAAGGAGACGUCGCCCGGUGCCAGGAGACGCCGCCCGGAGCAAGGAGACGCCGCCCGGUGCAAGGAGACGCCGCCCGGUGCAAGGAGACGCCGCCCGGUGCAAGGAGACGCCGCCCGGUGCAAGGAGACGCCGCCCGGAGCAAGGAGACGCCGCCCGGAGCAAGGAGACGCCCGCCCGGUGCCAGGAGACGCCGCCCGGUGCCAGGAGACGCCGCCCGGUGCCAGGAGACGCCGCCCGGAGCAAGGAGACGCCGCCCGGUGCAAGGAGACGCCGCCCGGAGCAAGGAGACGCCGCCCGGUGGAAGGAGACGCCGCCCGGAGCAAGGAGACGCCGCCCGGUGCAAGGAGACGCCGCCCGGUGCAAGGAGACGCCGCCCGGUGCCAGGAGACACCGCCCGGUGCAAGGAGACGCCGCCCGGAGCAAGGAGACGCCGCCCGGUGCCAGGAGACGCCGCCCGGUGCCAGGAGACGCCGCCCGGAGCAAGGAGACGUCGCCCGGUGCCAGGAGACGCCGCCCGGAGCAAGGAGACGCCGCCCGGUGCAAGGAGACGCCGCCCGGAGCAAGGAGACGCCGCCCGGUGCCAGGAGACGCCGCCCCGGUGCCAGGAGACGCCGCCCGGAGCAAGGAGACGUCGCCCGGUGCAAGGAGACGCCGCCCGGUGCAAGGAGACGCCGCCCGGUGCCAGGAGACGCCGCCCGGAGCAAGGAGACGCCGCCCGGUGCCAGGAGACGCCGCCCGGAGCAAGGAGACGCCGCCCGGUGCAAGGAGACGCCGCCCGGAGCAAGGAGACGCCGCCCGGAGCAAGGAGACGCCGCCCGGUGCCAGGAGACGCCGCCCGGAGCAAGGAGACGCCGCCCGGUGCCAGGAGACGCCGCCCGGAGCAAGGAGACGCCGCCCGGAGCAAGGAGACGCCGCCCGGUGGAAGGAGACGCCGCCCGGAGCAAGGAGACGCCGCCCGGUGCAAGGAGACGCCGCCCGGUGCAAGGAGACGCCGCCCGGUGCCAGGAGACACCGCCCGGUGCAAGGAGACGCCGCCCGGAGCAAGGAGACGCCGCCCGGUGCCAGGAGACGCCGCCCGGUGCCAGGAGACGCCGCCCGGAGCAAGGAGACGUCGCCCGGUGCCAGGAGACGCCGCCCGGAGCAAGGAGACGCCGCCCGGUGCAAGGAGACGCCGCCCGGAGCAAGGAGACGCCGCCCGGUGCCAGGAGACGCCGCCCGGUGCCAGGAGACGCCGCCCGGAGCAAGGAGACGUCGCCCGGUGCAAGGAGACGCCGCCCGGUGCAAGGAGACGCCGCCCGGUGCCAGGAGACGCCGCCCGGAGCAAGGAGACGCCGCCCGGUGCCAGGAGACGCGCCCGGAGCAAGGAGACGCCGCCCGGUGCAAGGAGACGCCGCCCGGAGCAAGGAGACGCCGCCCGGUGGAAGGAGACGCCGCCCGGAGCAAGGAGACGCCGCCCGGUGCAAGGAGACGCCGCCCGGUGCAAGGAGACGCCGCCCGGUGCCAGGAGACGCCGCCCGGUGCAAGGAGACGCCGCCCGGAGCAAGGAGACGCCGCCCGGUGCCAGGAGACGCCGCCCGGUGCCAGGAGACGCCGCCCGGAGCAAGGAGACGUCGCCCGGUGCCAGGAGACGCCGCCCGGAGCAAGGAGACGCCGCCCGGUGCAAGGAGACGCCGCCCGGUGCAAGGAGACGCCGCCCGGUGCAAGGAGACGCCGCCCGGUGCCAGGAGACGCCGCCCGGUGCAAGGAGACGCCGCCCGGUGCCAGGAGACGCCGCCCGGUGCAAGGAGACGCCGCCCGGUGCCAGGAGACGCCGCCCGGAGCAAGGAGACGCUGCCCGGUGCAAGGAGACGCCGCCCGGUGCAAGGAGACGCCGCCCGGUGCAAGGAGACGCCGCCCGGUGCAAGGAGACGCCGCCCGGUGCCAGGAGACGCCGCCCGGUGCAAGGAGACGCCGCCCGGUGCCAGGAGACGCCGCCCGGAGCAAGGAGACGCCGCCCGGUGCAAGGAGACGCCGCCCGGUGCAAGGAGACGCCGCCCGGUGCCAGGAGACGCCGCCCGGUGCAAGGAGACGCCGCCCGGUGCCAGGAGACGCCGCCCGGAGCAAGGAGACGCCGCCCGGUGCAAGGAGACGCCGCCCGGUGCCAGGAGACGCCGCCCGGUGCCAGGAGACGCCGCCCGGAGCAAGGAGACGCCGCCAAGGGGUGA